ACAUGUUCAAUGAUGACCUGGACGAUGCUUAUCCGUCGACUGGAUCUCAAAAAAUAGAUAGCGGCAGCUCUCAUAAAUAUUCUGAGAAAGGUGGCCAUAGAGAUCGCAAUGACCGAAACAACCGAGAUAGGGGGGAGCGGGACAGAGAAGGAGGAAACGUUUAUCAAGCAUCCACGCAGAUACCUGAACCUGUCAAAAAUUUCCUCCUUGUGUUUCAGCAUGCGCUGCAAGAACACAACAUUUAUCAAAUUCAGAACAUUUACGAAACAGGGUUUGACAGAAUGACUGAGCAAUAUUUCAAAACUCGACCUUGGCCUGCUGUUGAUGAUGUGCAAGAUCUCGUUGGAAACGAUCAGGUGUUCUUGAUGCUGUACAGGGAACUUUACUAUCGACAUAUUUAUGCAUCGGUUCCCCAGGGCCCUAACUUGAAUCAGCGAUUUGAGUCUUACUACAACUACUGCGCUCUCUUUAAUAUGAUGCUUCAACCGGAGGACGAACCCAUACGACUGGAGUUGCCUAAUCUCUGGCUGUGGGACAUCAUUGACGAAUUCAUUUAUCAGUUCCAACAGUUUGCGCAUUUUAGAUCGAGAUUGAGUAACAAGUCUAAAGAAGAGUUGGCAAAGUUGGACAAGAAUCAGGGAGUGUGGAACAUCCACAGUGUGUUGAAUGUGAUGUACUCUCUGAUCGCGAAGAGUAGAAUAAAUGAGCAGCUGAGUGCAUACAACAGUGGCAUUGCGCAGGAGAGAAUAGACGAGAUCGCGGGCAAGUUCGGAGGACAUCCUCUCUACAAGUUCCUCGGAUUCUUUGCUCUCGUCGGUUUGUGCAGACUACAGUGUCUCAUAGGAGAUUACUAUUUGGCUGUGACUGUAGUCGACAAUAUUCAGCUGCACAAGAAAGGUAUGACGUGGUCUCCUGUUCCAAGCUGUCAGAUCACCAUGUAUUACUACGUUGGAUUUGCGUAUCUCAUGAUGAGACGAUACAGCGAUUCAAUCAAAUGUUUCACGGACAUACUGCUCUACAUUCAGAGGACUAAGAAUGUAUUCCAUGUCAGGUCCUAUCAGCAGGACAUGAUUCAGAAGCAGACGGACCAGAUGUACUACCUGCUGCAGAUCUGUCUAGCUCUCCACCCGCAGACCAUAGAUGAGUCCGUGACCAGAAGCAUGAAUGACAAACUGGGCAGUGGGGAUCGGAUGCAGAAGUUACAGCGAGGAGGUACUGGUGGCCAGAAUGCUGAGGAGGACUUUCUGGGCGAGAUGGAACAACUGUUUUUGUUCGCAUGUCCAAAGUUCAUUUCACCUACUCUUCCCAACUUCAAUGAGAAGAAGGACAAUCACAAGGACAUGUUGAACCUGCAGGCCAGGGUGUUCAUGGACGAGGUGCGCGAGCAGUCUAAGAUCGCCGUAAUCAGGAGUUUCCUCAAGCUCUAUAGCAGUAUAUCCAUCCAGAAGCUAGCAGGAUUCAUGAAUCUCUCAGAGGCCGAACUGAGGACGCAUCUUAUGACAUUCAAGCAUAAAAUGAAGAACUUGGUAUGGAGUGGGGGAGCAUCCAGUCUUGAUGGCCAGUUCAAAAUUGCCUCAGACAUUGACUUCUACGUGGACGGAGACAUGAUUCACAUUGCCGAUACGAAAGUGGCUGCUAAAUAUGGCGAGUACUUCAUCGCCCAGAUCCAGAAGUGUGAUGAGCUCAAGAAGAGAAUCAAAGCUAUCAACGUGCACCAUUGACCUGUUUGGUGUAUGACGUGCUAUCAAUAAAUAAUGAAUGCUAUGCUAGCUGAAUGCAUCACUGAUUGUUGUUUUCGUAUGUUGCUUUAAGGUGGAAAUCGGCUUUGAUAAUUAAUAUAUUGUUCGGAACUA
This is a messenger RNA of Symsagittifera roscoffensis, 1853 nucleotides long. Its product is annotated as eukaryotic translation initiation factor 3 subunit L-like. The transcript is spliced from 7 exons. Gene Ontology annotation, molecular function: translation initiation factor activity. Bases 3 to 1721 code for a protein of 572 amino acids. The record is from RefSeq and is a predicted model, not a curated record. Gene Ontology annotation, cellular component: eukaryotic translation initiation factor 3 complex; cytoplasm. Lineage: Eukaryota; Metazoa; Xenacoelomorpha; Acoela; Convolutidae. Gene Ontology annotation, biological process: translational initiation.